AUGAGCGUACAGCUGGAGAUAUGCGUAGAAACGGUGGCCUCCGCAAUCGCCGCUCACAAAGGUGGCGCCCAUCGAGUGGAGCUGUGCUCAGGGCUGGUGGAAGGAGGGGUCACUCCCAGUAUAGGCUUGGUGACUGCUGUUGUACAGGCAAUUCCCAUUCCUGUGCACGUUCUUAUUCGACCUCGGGCGGGCGAUUUCGUCUUUAGUGAAGACGAGAUGAAGGCCAUGGAGUGUGACAUUAAAGAGUGUGCUAAAGCCGGGGCAGCUGGGGUGGUGGUGGGGGCUUUGACUCCUUCCGGCGACAUUGACAAACCAAAGCUCCACCGCUUCCUCGAAUGUGCUGCCCGUCAUUCACUGCCAGUCACCUUCCACCGCGCCUUUGACCACACACGAGACCCCAUGGGGGCUUUGCAGGUUCUUAUAUCGAGUGGAGUGACGAGGCUGCUGACGUCAGGGCAGCGGGCGACUGCAGAAGAGGGCGUGGGACUGAUUGGGAGGCUGGUGGAGGAAGCACGAGGAAGGAUCCAAAUUAUGGCUGGAGGGUGUAAGGGGCUGAUUGUAAGGUCAACGAGUAGAGGGGGGUUGGUGGAGAGGGAGGGAAGGGAAGCUGAUACGGAGGCUGGUGGCGGAAGCAUGGGGAAGGAGUCAAAUUAUGGAAGGAGGUGGGGUGACUCCAGAGAAUGCAGCAAGCAUUGUCGCCAAAUCAGGUGUAUCUCACGUCCAUGCAUCGGCACGAUCGCUGGCACCGCAAACGGAGAAAAUCCACUUCAAUCAUCUCUGCCCAUUCCGCGCAACAAGUAUGCCUUCUGA
This is a messenger RNA of Closterium sp. Yama58-4, 810 nucleotides long. NCBI's taxonomy places the organism in Eukaryota, Viridiplantae, Streptophyta, Zygnematophyceae, Desmidiales, Closteriaceae. The record is from the annotation of a GenBank genome assembly.